Molecule: messenger RNA, 1981 nt
Organism: Ictalurus punctatus (channel catfish)
Lineage: Eukaryota; Metazoa; Chordata; Actinopteri; Siluriformes; Ictaluridae
Gene: serpinf2a
Product: serpin peptidase inhibitor, clade F (alpha-2 antiplasmin, pigment epithelium derived factor), member 2a
Exons: 8
Coding region: 249-1601 (450 amino acids)
Biological process (GO): negative regulation of fibrinolysis; negative regulation of endopeptidase activity
Molecular function (GO): serine-type endopeptidase inhibitor activity
Source: RefSeq, a predicted model, not a curated record
UGUUUUUACGUGUCUGGUACGCACAUACUCAACUAAGUGGCCGUGUAGUUCUAUUAAGCUGAUGUAUGACUGAUAUCGACAUUUCGUAGUUUGUGUAUGUAUAGGUAAGGAGACACAAAUCAAUGAAUAAUAAAACAUUAACCAGCACUGGGGUGCCUGGAUGUGAUUGAGCUACAGCGAUCUGUCCAGGAGCUACAUCGCUGAAAUUUAUCACCAGUCCAAUCGUGGGUUUGGUCAACGUGGAGAAUAUGAAGCUCCUUCCUUCACUGCUGAUGCUGUUCUGUUUACUUAGACAUGGACCGAUGGGUGAAGUCAGUGCAGUGUCUCCUGAGAACACCACUCUGGUCAGCUCUUUGCAAAACAGCACCAGGACUCCAUUCCAGGUUACCGAGGAAUGCAACUUAAGCCUGGAGACUCAGCAAGCAGUUGGUGGCGCUAUAGCUCAAUUGGGGCUAAAGCUACUGGAGAAUCUGCAGCCUGGACCUGACCAACCAAAUGUCGUUCUGUCUCCACUGAGUAUUUCUCUUGCACUUUCACAGUUAGCUUUGGGUGCCAGGAACGAGACAGAGGAGCAGCUGUUAGGAGCUUUACAUGCAGAUUUGUUAUCUGACUAUUAUAAAACUUUAAGCUGCCUCCAAGAACAACUCAUCGUCAAGGCCAUUAAAGUGGCCUCUCGUAUCUACCUCAAACCAGGCUUUGACCUGAAAAAGGACUUUCUGGAAAGAUCCCUUCACCUGUUCAGAUCCGCACCCACACCACUCACUUCUGUAGAAGAAGUUAAUCAGUGGGUCGAGGAGGCCACCGAUGAUCACAUCAAGAACUUUCUGUCCAUUCUUCCACCCAGUGUGGUCUUGAUGUUGAUAAACGCAGUUCAUUUUAAAGGUGAGUGGAAGUCUCGCUUUGACGCACGCUUUACUGCCAAGGAUCUUUUUUACAUUGACAGACAGACCUCUGUAAAGGUGGACAUGAUGAUGGGAUCCAAAUAUCCUCUCAGCAUGUUUGUGGAUGGAGAGCAAGGCAUACAGGUUGCCCGAUUCCCUUUUCAGGGAAAUGUAAGCUUCCUGGUAGUCAUGCCCCUGUCAUCACAGAAUUUGUCAAGAGCAGCUGCCAACCUAAACAUCGCUGAUCUGUAUCGACGUCUUCCAAGUGAGAAACCAAUGCUUGUUAAACUGCCCAAGUUCAAACUGGAAUAUAAUCAGGAUUUGCAACAAGCACUCACAAACAUGGGUUUGGGUACACUCUUCUCUGGGCCUGAUCUCUCUGGUAUUGCAGUGGGCCCACUUGUAGUGUCUGGUGUGCAGCAUGCCUCCAGCAUAGAGCUAAAUGAGGAGGGAGCUGAGGCCUCAGCUGCUACCUCGGUCACUCUGGUGCGCACCAUCCCCAUUUUUGCAGUCAACAUGCCGUUCAUCUUUGCUAUAGUGGAUGAUGUCUCACACACACCUCUCUUCCUUGGCACGGUCACCAAUCCAAAUCCUGGCGCAACAGCCGAAUUAAGCGACGACCCAGAAAUCUUAGGUCUUCUGAGCAGCAACAUGCCAAGCGAUAAGCCACAGAAUGAUGAUCCGUACUGGGAUAACAUGCUGCAUGACGAGUCUCAGUGAAGGAGGAAAACAAAAGUGACUCCCCAAACAUUAGAACUGGGUGGGGGGGGUAGGGGGGGGGGGGGUGAGGGUUGGGAUUGGCCUGAGAGGAGCACAGAAAUGCAUGGACCUCUCCCAGUCACACACUCUACCUACACAUGCACGUUUUUAUUAUAUGAUCAGCCAUAAUGCCACAGGACGUGGAUUAAAAACUAGCGAAUGACUUUACACUAACGUUACAGUUUUAUAUUCCAUUUGUAAUGAAAUGUCAGUCAUAUAUUCAAUCACUUUUCUUUUUUUUUUUCAUUUUGUUUUUUUUUUUGUCGUUGUUUUGUUUUGUGCUUCUUCCUCUUUCUUUUUCUUUUUGUCAUAAGAAACUGCAUGUUGUCAGGAGGUUGAGG